This is a messenger RNA of Euleptes europaea (tarantolino), 9741 nucleotides long. It is a transcript of the gene PKHD1, whose product is annotated as PKHD1 ciliary IPT domain containing fibrocystin/polyductin. The transcript has 56 exons. The record is from RefSeq and is a predicted model, not a curated record. The coding region runs from base 1 to 9741 and encodes 3246 amino acids. NCBI's taxonomy places the organism in Eukaryota, Metazoa, Chordata, Lepidosauria, Squamata, Sphaerodactylidae.
AUGGACGGGACCAUGUAUCGUCAACUCUUGGGUCUCUCUGUCAAUGUAUCUCAGCUGGAAGUGGCCCUAGUGAAUCCUGUACUGCCUACAGUCCUGUGUGACAUUGAACCGCUAAGUUUUCAUCUGUCCGUUGUAAAAUGCCUGACAAGGCCUGCACAGCUGGAAGGACGUUACCAUCCCCGGUUCACUUUGAAUGGGCAGAUUGUGAACGCGUCGAGUCAGCUGCGCUGCGACAACUGCACAUUCCAGUUCUCCAUUGAACAUACACCUGUUCUGUAUCGCGUUGACCCACCAUGCGGAGUUCCAGGAAACGUAAUACAAGUCUAUGGUCGUAUCCUGUCCUCAAAAUAUGAAACUUAUGAUUUUAAUGUGGAUUUUAUUGAUGGGUACCCCAUUCAAACCGAUGAUGGUCUGGGAACCUUUGGGUGCCGAGUGGAAGGCAACUAUAUUGGGUCGCAUAAUGUCAGCUUUUCAGUGUCUAACAAGGGGAAGUCACUCGUGCACAAGGAUGCUUGGCUUAUCAGUGCUAAACAGGAGCUUUUCUUGUACCAAACUUUCCCAGAAAUAUUUUCAGUAUUUCCAUCUGCAGGGAGCCUGAGUGGCGGAACCUCGCUCACCAUAACCGGAGACUUUUUUGAUUCCCCUGCGACGGUCACGGUUGCAGGCGCUCCCUGCCAAAUUAAUUAUGUGUCUCCACAAACGAUCGUCUGCACAACUGGAGCAGUUGGUGACAAUAGACGCCCCAAUGGACCACAGCCAGGAAAUAGAGGGCUUCUCUUUGAAGUUUGGAACGGCACAGACACCAGUCUCGGUGAAGCAGCUCCUGAAUACAGGUGGCAGUUUGUUCCAAAUGCCAGUUCGCCAUUAGGUUUUCUGCCAGAAGGACAACAACUGUUCAGUGCCCAGCUACGUGGCUUUUUUGUGGCACCUCAGACAAACAACUACACCUUCUGGAUCCAGGCCGAUGCGAAGACUUCUUUGUAUUUCAGCCUGUCCGAAGAUCCAGGGGAGAAGGUUGAAGUCGCAUCUAUUCCUAACAGUAUUCCUGAAUGGUUGACAAAUUGGGAAGAAAACUGGAGCCAGGUCCGGAAGUCAAAAUCUGAGAAAUUUGAAUUAACGGGUGGUGUGAUGUACUAUUUGGAAGCAGUGUAUCGUGGAAAGUCACCAAGUGUUGGAAUGAGAAUUGGUGUCCAAGUGCACAGUACUUGGCUGAAUCCUGAUGUGGUGAACACUUACUGCAGAGAGAGGCAUGAAAUACUGGCCCGUGCGUCCAGGCGUCCUGAGGUGCAGAUGCUGACAUUAUCUGGCACGGGACAAUUCCAACUUGACUGGGACAAUGUGACCAGUGUCUUCCUGUCAACAAAUGCUACAGCUGGACAAGUCCAGAAAGCGCUAGAGGACCUUCUUUCGAUAAAAUGUGAAAUUGAGCCACCGUCAGCCAAAAUCCUUCUGCAGGCUGGAUUUGAGCAUGGCGCUGAGAAAUUGACAAGCGGAGGACUUGCGGUCAGUUGGACAGAGCCCUUUUGUGGAAGGUUCAGUGCUCACAAGCUAGAAAGCCUUGUUAAAAUGCAUCCACCCGCCUCGGUUUACGACGUCACUCAGUAUGCACAUCUCUGCUUCGCACAUAAAGGUUAUUGGAACAACACCCUCUAUGUUGCAGUGACUUACACCAAUACCUUUCUACAUACUGUGAAAAAGAAUAAUUCUGAAUCCCUAAAAGAUCUUCCGAAAAAUUCUUCAGUGUUUCUAUAUCAGAUUGAUGUUGAACCCCUUUCUGGUGCAGCUGAGUCGUCUGCCUCAUUCUUCGUGGAUGAGAUCAUAGUUUCAGACAGAGACAUAGUUGGUAAUUUAAUUAUCUUCUCUUCCUUAAUGUGCGACGUAGAGAUAACAGGAGAUGUGGGUGAGGCGAGCGUCAAUCUGACCGUUCGGAGGAUGCAAACUGCAAGCCUGCCUCUUGGCGGAACUUUUCGAAUUCAUCUUCCCGAUGUCGUGAUAUCAGGCAUUCCCGUGUCCAUCUCUUCCCAUCAUCUCCACAAGCUCCUGCAAAGCUACGCUGAUAAUUUUACAGCCCAGUACUUGAAUGCCAGCGAUUUUUUGGUAACGAAGGACGUGAGCAGCUGUUACCAAAGCAAAUGGACAUUGACUUGGUCCUCAAUGACUGGUGACUUGCCUAAUAUCAUCAAUGUCUCUGCCGAAAACCUCACUGGUCUGAACCCGGCAGUUACAGCCCGUGUUGUCUUUGAUGGGGGUGUUUUCAUUUGUCCAAUUUUUGGAGACAUGCUUGCGACCCCCAAUGACUUUACACAGGUUGUGGUGGCCGUGAAUGACGUUUCAGGCAACUGUUCUGGCUCAUGCACCUUCCAGUAUCUCUUGGAAUCUACUCCUUUAGUCAAUAAUGUUGAAUAUUCUGUAGAUGGUGUUCAUAUGUUAAUCCACUUUGUGGGAUCUGGCCUCACUGCUGACCACAAGUCUCUGCUCAUUGAGGUGACCCAGAGGGACUGUGAAGUCUUGGCCUCCAACCACAGCAGCGCUCUUUGCUGGAUGAACUUAUUGCCGGCAGGAUUGCAUAGAGUUACGAUGUUGGUGAAACCCUAUGGAUUUGCGGCCAACGCAAGUAGAGGAGGUGACAUCUUCCUCAGGAUUAUGCCCAGAUUGACUGCCAUUGAACCUCCGACGGCUUCUGAGAUUGGUGGACUUCCAGUAACCCUCACGGGUUCAGGUUUUGAUGGGAUAAACUUGGUGGUAUUUGGUUUUCAGCCUUGCCCAAUUCAUGCCAAUGCCAGCAAUGCAACGAGAAUUGAAUGCAGGCUUCCUCCACGAAGAGGAGAAGCCCACAUAGUCCAUGUGAUGCUGGUCAGUGAAUAUGGAUCUACUCCCUUUGCCAGGGCGUUCACAUAUGAUUCUUCACUAAACCCAUUGAUUACUUCACUGAGCAGAAAUACGAGCAGCAUAGCAGGAGGUCAGACACUCUUCAUUGGUAUAUCACCAUUUGCAAAUUAUACUGGGUUGGACGUGAAGGUAAUGCUUCAGGAGUCUGUGGUAGAAAUCCGGGAACAGACCCAUCGUGGACUCGGCGUAGUGCUGCCUUCCUUGACACGUGGACUGUACAACCUUUCCAUCUUCCUUAACAACAUCCCAUUAGGCGCUAAAGGGGUGGAGCCGUUCAUCCAGUAUGUUACAGACGUCUUCGGAAUGGAACCGUGUUGCAGUUCCUUGCUUGGUGGAACGCCCCUCACAAUCUCUGGCACAGGCUUCACCAGCAACCGAGAUAUGGUCUCCAUCUUCGUGGGCUCACAGCCCUGUCCUGUUACCUACCUGAAUGAAAAGAAGAUUGUGUGCCAUACUCCGCCGGCUACUCAGCUGACCAAUGCCACCGUACAAGACCUUUCGGUGCAUGUGCAGGUGUUUAUUGGCAACAGAUCAUCUGCGGACCUGCCUGUCUUGAUUGUCUCCAAUUUUACCUUUCUUUACAAAAUGUCUUUGAUUCUCAACGUUGUCGAUGUUGAAAUAGAAAUGGUGAAUGAUACCCUGGGGCUGAAAAUAGAGGCAGACAACGUGACUGAUUUGGUGGCUCUCCUUGGGGAUGUGGAAUGUGAGCUCAAGGCAGAGCAAGCCAAUGAUUCUACAGUGGGCGCUCAAUGCUCCUUACCGCUAAAUAUUUUCGAGCCGGGAUGGUACCCCAUCAGAAUUCUCCAGAAGCAGAUGGGUUAUGCCAACAUAUCGGCUGUGAGGCAGCACUUUAUGGUUGCCCCACUGAUAAAGACUGUUUCCCCAUCUCAUGGUUCAAUUUGUGGUGGUCAGUUGCUCACUAUAUCUGGCCAAAAUUUAAAAUCUCAGACUAAUUUGUCUCGGGUGAAUCUGGCCGGCAAUUUCACCUGUGAGAUCCAGAGCUCCAAUGAUAACAUUAUCAGGUGUGCUCUCUUGCGGAGUGAUCUUCUCAUGGACUACAGGCAGUUCUGCAAUGGAUCUCAAGACCUUGGUUUUAUGGUGACCGUCAACGGGAUUGACAGUCAUUGCCUGGAAGACUGUUCGUUCUACCUUCUCGAAAAUCUGACCUUCGUUAUUGAUGCUGUGACUGUGGAAUUCAAUGAGAUGUCAAUUCGUUUGCUCGUCAGAGGUCAGAGUUCAGCUUGGACAAUGGAAGAAACCUCAAUAGAGGUGGACGGUCAUCUCCCUUGCAAUAUCACUUUUUGGAAUGAAACCAGCGUUGAGUGCUGGAUAGACACCCUCGUUGCAGGUGAACACAUUGUUUCUGUACAGCACACAAGGUGGGGACAGGCUUGCCUUCGUCGGAAAGGCUCCAAUAUCUUCAGAGUAGACCCCCGUGUGCUCCAGUUUUACCCUCAGAAUUUUAGCAUCAAUGGCGGAGGACUGCUUACACUGGAGGGCAUAGCGUUAAAAGGAAGGAACGAGACCUCCAUUAUCAUAGAAAACCAUCACUGUUUCCUUACCGAUGCCUCGUGGUGGUCUGUUCGGUGCCUUGUCCCUUCAGGUCACGGAAUCAUCGGUGUGAGGCUCUACGUCGAUGACAUCUUGUAUUUCGUUGGCGAAAUAAACUACAGCGAAGAUUCCACUCCGGUUUUCCUUUUCCUUCUACCUGCUGCGAACCCCUUUCUGACAAUAACCGUGUCACGGAUCAGGCGGACAGAAGACAUGUAUGUUUUUAUCGGAGGGGCUGCCUGCACCAACGUCACUGGAAAUGAUAGAACUUUGCGCUGCAUAGUUCCUUGGCUUCCUGCUGGGGUCUAUAAUGUGACAGGCGGGGAUGUCCUCCGAGGCGGAGCUUCCUCAAGCUUGAUGUUCACUUCUCUCUUGACCAUUACAUCUGUGGACAGCAACCAUGGCUGUCUUGAUGGUGGGAAAGUGCAUAUUCGUGGGACUGGAUUUUCUCCAGGGAAUACCUCGGUCACCAUCUGUGGCGCUCCCUGCAAAAUACUGGAUGGUGUCACCAUGACGGAUCUGAGCUGCUUAGCCCAGCCCUUGAACGUGUCUUUAGCCAUUCUCUGUGGCUUGACGUGGUCUUUGGAGGAGAGGAGUGAUUGCCCAACACCAGUGACGACUUUGAUCCAGUGUGACAUCCGCAUCGCGGCAAAUGCUUCUGUGGUAAAAGCAGCCACGCCUUACCUAUACUUGUGCGGCGACUCGGCGUGUUCCUCUGACCGGGCAGCCGUCGACUCCUCCCUUGGCCUUUUCACCGGCCUCUUCAUCAGCCCUAAAGUGGAAAGAGAUGAAGUUCUCAUCUAUAAUAGCUCCUGUAACAUUACCAUGGAAACUGAGGCAGAGAUGGAGUGUGAGGGGUCUAAUCAGCCAAUUACCGCCAAGAUUACUGAGAUAUGGAAAAAACGGGGCCCGGACACUCAGAGUGCCUUCCCUCUUCGACUCUGCGGCUACUGGUCAAAGCACUGGAGCUGGCUUAGCGGACACCCGCCACACGAUGGCGAUAACGUCACGGUGGAGAGAGGCCAGACUUUGCUCUUAGAUACCCGCACGAGCAUCCUUAACACGCUUCAUGUCAAAGGUGGCAAGCUUGUGUUUGUUGGUCCUGGGCCAGUGGAACUCCACGCUCAUUAUAUCCUGGUAUCUGAUGGAGGAGAACUUCGAGUUGGAUCCUCUGGUGACCCGUUCUGUGGUGUAGCCCACAUCUAUCUCCACGGCAGUUCCUAUACACCCCUCUUCUCUCCAUACGGAGCCAAAUUUCUGGCUGUGAGGAAUGGAACCCUUUCCAUUCAUGGGUGUGCCCCUGGAGUGGCAGUCACACAUCUGAAAUCGGGAGCACGUCCAAACGGUACCAAGUUACAUCUGACGGAGCCUGUGGACUGGAAACCUGGAGAUGAGGUGGUGGUUUGUGGAGGAGGCCUUGAGGAUGCUCAGAAGCAAGAUGAGGUGGUCACUGUGAAAUCUGUCAAUGGCACAGACCUCUACAUUACACCCCCACUCAGGUAUCCUCAUGGCGUUUCUGAAGAGCAGGUGUUAGGAGAACAUCUCAGUUUGAGAGCCGUUGUGGCGCUGCUCAGCAGAAGAGUGGUCAUCCGAGGAAACAUUACAAGCGAGAGGCUGUCCCGCCAAAAGCAGUGCGAAGAAGCAGGGGUUCCAGGGGACGAGAGAGAUGUCUCCAAAUGUCUGUACAAGACAAGCGAAAGGAAGCUUGGAUCUCAGGACAUGGGGGCCAUGGUCAUUGUGCAGUCCUAUCAUGGCGAGGGGAGCCAGCUCCGUUUGGAAGGCGUACAGUUCCGGCACGUAGGUCAAGCAUUCCGGAAAGAUCUGAGCGCGCUCACUAUUGCUGGGAAUACUCAUAUGACUAACUCUUACAUUCGGAACUGCGUUGUGUUGGAUUCAUUUGCGCGGGGAAUUAGCCUUUCUGGGGUGUCACAUCUUAGGGUGGAAAAUAACAUUUUAUACAACAUCAUGGGCCAUGGACUUCAUGUGGGAGAGCGGCCGGAUCAAAAGAACCAAUUAAAGAGCAAUACAAUUAUUGGACUUUCUGGAACUGAUGGGCUGUCCAAUAUUGAAACCUUUUCACCCGCUGGGAUCUACAUCCAGGCUCCUGAUAAUGUGAUAGAGGGUAACACUGUGUGUGCUUCUGGACACGGCUAUUUCUUUCACCUCUCCCCGACAGGACCAUCGCAGGCACCGGUCUUGUCCUUCAGCAGGAAUGUGGCACAAUCCUGCACAAGAUAUGGACUCCUGCUGUAUCCUGAAUAUCACCCCCAAAGGGCAAACAGUACCUUCCUUGUUGUAUUUCAGUCCUUCACAGCCUGGCAGUGUCAAGGAGGGGUUCAGAUUAUGAGCAGCAGCAACCUGCAGCUUCGGGCUUUCCUCAUCUGUGCCUGCCGUGAUUUUGGAGUAGACAUUGUUGAAAGUCUUGGAAACACCUCGGUGGCCAACAGCUUGUUCCUUGGCCACUUGCGUGGAAUGAAUGGAAGCUGUAUGUUUACAGGGCUGAAAACUCCCAAAAGGCGUGAGCUAUUGAUUUCUGAUGCAACCUUUGUGAACUUUGACCUUCUCAACUGCACAGCAAUCGCCCCCUGUUCUGGCUGUCAGCGAGGUCAAGGUGGGUUUACUGUGAGAGCGAAACAGGUGCUCCUCUUAAAUGCGCCAAACUGGAUAUCGUUCCCAUCCCCUCAUUCUGCCAUUCUUGAAGAUCUGGAUGGAUCCAUCACAGGACAGGAGGGGAGUCGCCUCCUCCCCUCUAUGGAGACGCUUCCAGCUUCCUGCAGGGCCAGCGUCAACGCCAGUCAAACAGCCAGGGGCAGCAUUUGCUCCGGAAGUAAUAUUUUUCACCGCAUGUCCAUUGGCCUAAAGGCUUCCAUCUGUCCAUACAAUUUAAAAGUGACUGAUAGUAGUAAUAAGACAACGACUGUCAAUUAUGUCCCCGACACUCUGUCAAAUGCCUAUGGCUGGAUGGCUCUUCUCUUGGAUCAGGAGACGUAUACUCUGUCAUUUGACAACCCUCUGGCCAAUGUGAAUCUACAGUACGUGGCGACAUUUGAUAACUUCACCGCUGAGAAUUAUUUACUGGUGGAACAUGAAUGCCUUUCACCCCAUAUCAAUGUCACGCUGACCUGUGGGACAAGGCGAGGAUUGAAACUUCACUCACUUCCUUCACAUAAAUAUAACAAAAGCUGUGAUUGGGUGUUCGAUAAAGAACAGAGGAAGCUAACCUACUUAGUUACAGGUGAAGGCCUAAUCCAAGUGACAUUUAAAGCAGAAGACACAAUCCCUCUGCCAGUUCCAGAUCCAAUUCCUCCACCUCCACCUCGUUCUCAUUUGAGAUGGUCCCUUUCUGCAUCGUGGGAUGGGGUGCUGGAGAGCUGGGGUGGCUACAAUAACAGCAUCCCAUUGCCUGGUGAUGAUGUCAUUAUUUUGCCGGGCAAAACCAUCCUGGUGGAUACGGCUCUUCCUCGUCUCCGAGGCCUCUACAUCCUGGGGACGCUGGAAUUCCCUUUCAACUCCAGCAAUCUCCUCAGCGCCUCCUGCAUUCUCAUCGCUGGCGGUGCCCUGAAAGUUGGUACAUUACACAAUCCGUUAGAAAGAAGAGCAAAGCUAGAAAUUGUCCUUCGGCCAUCUGAGAAGGUUUAUUGUGAUCGACUGAAUGGAAUAGUUGUUCCUCCUGGAACUAUUGGAGUUUAUGGGAAGUUGCAGAUGCACAGUGCUUAUACCAGGAACUCUUGGACACGCCUUGGAAACGAUGCUGCACCUGGAAAUGAAAGGUUUUUGGUAGAAGAUCCAUUGGACUGGCAUCGUGGUGACAAUAUUGUCAUCACCUCCUCUUCUUAUGAAGCCCACCAAGCUGAAAUAGCCACUUUGGAAGAAGUCAACGGUCACAGCAUUAGAAUCCGUGAACGCCUUCUCUACAGACAUCUAGGACAUUCUCACAGCUUAGAAGAUGGGCGACGGAUUCCUCUAGCUGCAGAAAUUGGGCUCCUAACAAGGAAUAUACAAAUCAAGUCUGACAGCAAUUGCACGGGGAGGCUUCUAGUGGGCAGCUUCAGAGAUGCCAGUGGGACUGAAUACACAGGCAUGCUCCAGCUUUCCAAAGUUGAGAUUCAGUGCUUCGGAUCUUCCCAGUUCCCUGCAGUUGACAUCAGGAACGCAUCCUCGGAAUCCUUUCUAAUCUCCUCCAGCAUUCACCAAAGCUGUGGGGCCGGCGUCCGAGUCGUGGCGAGCGGUGGCUUCAUACUGCACGACAACGUCAUCUUCGGCACAGUCGGUCAUGGCAUACACCUGGAAGGUCGGAACCAUUCUCUUGUCGGCAAUCUGGUCAUUCUGAGCAGACAGCCAGAGGGAGCAUCCUACUGGGUGGCCGGCAUUAAAGCCAACACAGUAGACAACAUCUGCUUACGGGGGAAUGUCGUGGCGGGAUCGGAACGGAUCGCCUUUCACGUCCGAGGGCAAGAGUGCUUCUUAGCGAGAGAGGUUUGCAGCGGUAACGUGGCACACUCCAGCCUCCAUGGGGUUCAUUUAUACAGAGGAGAUGGCUUUCCAAACUGCACCAAAAUCACGGGCUUCUUGUCCUACAAGAACUAUGACUACGGGGUCAUAUUUCACCUGGAAGGAAACGUAGUGGUAGAGAAUAUGAUUUUGGUCGACAACAGUGUCGGUCUUCUCCCUGUUUUGUUCUGCCCGUCUGCUGAGCUGCAGUGCCACCUAGAAAAGCAGUACGUCGAACUCCGGAACUCGGUCCUUUUGGCCACCAGCUCUUCUUUCGAUUGUCUCAAGGACCGAAUCCAUCCCCUUUCGGCUCACCUGACAGUGCAGGAGCGAGCCCCGCGUAGUCCUUGGAGGGGUCGGGUCGGGAUUCUGUGGCCCUCUUUUACCUCUGAAUCCGGUUGCUGGCCUGAUAAUCCGUGGCACGAAAUAAGAAAUUAUUCUGCAGUGCUGGGAAUCAUGAAAUUGCAAGAUGUCACCUUUGCUGGGUUCAGGAAAACUUGCUAUAGUGAUGACAGAGACGUCUGCAUCAUGACCAAUCCAGGAAACAGGGGCAUCUUGCAUGUGAUCACAUCAGAGCGGACAAGAAUGCUCCAUGUCAAUGAAGAGAAUAUGUUUCACUUUUAUUCAUCACAAACUAGAGGAAAUGAGUCAAGCAUUGGCUCAUGCGUUGACGGGAUGUGUGAGGGUUCGAGAAAAGCCCUUUUCAAAGAUUUGGAUGGCAGUGCUCUUGGGUUGGACCCGCCCGCGUCUGUCUUCCCAAAGUCAGAGUCUGAGUGGGAACAGCCAUGCCUGAAUGCUGAAACCGAUUAA